This is a messenger RNA of Patella vulgata (common limpet), 2704 nucleotides long. RefSeq names its product protein lifeguard 1. The coding region runs from base 377 to 1099 and encodes 240 amino acids. The transcript is spliced from 11 exons. Gene Ontology annotation, cellular component: membrane. The record is from RefSeq and is a predicted model, not a curated record. Lineage: Eukaryota; Metazoa; Mollusca; Gastropoda; Patellidae.
UUACGUCCCUUCUCGCGAGUGAGCUUGAAACUCCGAUAUUGGCACUCAAAGUCUGAAUUGUGUGUUACUUUGGCGUUAUUGGGUGUUAUGGAGUUAUUGCGUGUUACUUUGGAGUUAUUGGGUAUUAUUGGGUAAUUCGACUUUCCGAGAUAGUGUCCUAUUUUAUUUAGAAGUUGCUCUUCUUUGGUUUCACUUUCGGCUUGGUGGCGCUCCACAAGCUAUAGUUAGAAGUACCAACUACAAGACAGAAGGUUCCUGAAAACCGUGCUUAGUUAGGCCUAAAUAAGCUAACAUCCGAUUUAUUGGAUCUAAUCGGGAUUAAAUAGAAGUGUGAAAAUUAGUUUAAAGCUGUGGUCAGAGGAAAAAAAAAAUCAAAAUGCAUAACAGUGCAGAUCCUGAGAUAGGUGAUGAUGACUUCCAUGACAUGAAUUCCUUUAGUGAUAAGAAUAUAAGAUUAGGUUUUAUUCGUAAAGUAUAUGGAAUACUGUGUGUCCAGUUAAUUGUAACCAUGUGUAUAAUGUCUCUGUUUCUAUUUGUUGAACCGAUAAAAGUUUACUCUGUAAAUAACCCAUGGAUUUGGUAUUUAGCAAUAGUUUUGACAUUUGUAUCGUUGAUAGCAUUAGCCUGCUGUCCUGACGUCAGAAGACAAUAUCCGUUGAACAUGAUUCUACUGAGUGUGUUUACCAUAUGUGAAGGCGUUCUGUUAGGUGCGGUUGCCAGUCAUUAUAAACAAGAUGCAGUUUUAAUGGCUGUCGGAAUAACUGCAGUUGUUGCAUUGGGUUUAACAAUAUUUGCUUUUCAAACUAAGUGGGAUUUUACAAUGAUGGGAGGUAUGCUGUUUGUUUUUGUUAUUGUUCUAUUCUGUUUUGGAAUAAUGGCUGCCAUCAUUCAAGAUCGAAUUGUUACACUGAUUUAUUCAUCAUUAGGGGCUCUCCUCUUCUGUGCGUAUUUGGUAUUCGAUACACAAAUGAUGAUGGGAGGAAAACAUAAAUAUUCUUUAUCUCCUGAGGAAUAUGUUUUUGCAGCACUUAAUCUUUAUUUAGAUAUAAUAAACCUCUUUCUCUUUAUUCUCUCUAUUAUUGGCAAUGCUCGGAACUGAUUGUAGCUUUGUCAUAAAUUUAGUAAAUUUGAGAGCAAGGAAAAUCUGUAUUCAGCUAUAAUCAUUUUUGACAAAACCAAAUAAUUGUUUACAAAUUUUACAAUUAUUUACAUUUUUGGCUGAUUAUAUUGAUUCUAAAAUGGAAUUAUUUCCCCUUUAUAGAAUUAACUAUUAUAAAUUGGUGAUCUGGGCUAGUAUAUAUAUUUGUCCUUAAAUAUUUCUUAUUUGUACAGAAAAUAUGUAGAGUUGAUAAUUGUACAAUUAACCCUUUAUAUCCUGAAUUAUUGUCUCUGGUUUAAGUCCAAUAUGGUGACAGAGAGCAAAAUUUGUGUUGUAAAGGGCUCAGAGUAUGGUAAUAUGUUUAUGUGUAUGCAUAAAGUUCCGUUCGCUGUAGCUAGUUAGGUCACACAGCUAGUUGAAAUCAGAGACAGCAUUGUGAACAGACACUUUGUGUUAGUCUGUGAUGUGGUGUUGGCAUGCUAUUUGCAGAAUACAGAUCAAGGAUGUUUCAAAACGGAUUAUAUGAAAUUCAGAGGCAUGGGAAAUUGCAUACUACUGAAUUAUCCCCAUAUGCCUAUGUUGUAAUUAUAUAAUGUAUGUACAUGUAAUAUCUAAUACACUUCAACAUAACACGCUUCAUUCUACAUAUAUGUUUUAACUGAUAAUGUUCACUCACUCAUGUCAUUAAUUGAUACUGUAAAUAUUCACAAGAUGUACAGAUUUAUAGUUUGAUAGAUAUAGUCUACAUAGAAUUAUUGUUUUUAUUCUACUACAUCAUAAUUUAUCUUUCAAUAUCCUAUUAUUGUAUUUAUAUUCACUUCCUAUCCAAUAUAACUAAAACUUAUUUCAAAUCCUUCACUAUCUAUUGUAAAAAUUAACUCUUUGAAACUUUUACAAAAAAAAAAAUUGUGAAGAUCUAGUCUAAAACAUUUUAAUUAAAACUUGUUCCAUGUAUUCGGUUGCUCACUCUAUUAAUAUUUAUAAAGAUGUUUAAGUCAAGUCUGUUCGGGGCCUGUGAAUAUAGCAUAAUAAUACCUUUGAUCUUGAUUAGACCUGUUCAAAACAUUUCGCAGAAUAUUCUGUACUGAAGGUUCUGAUUGGUAGGUUGAUCUGGAUAUAUUAAGUGAGGGCUCUGGAAUUAAAACAUUUUGUGCACUGAUGUAUUUAUUUUUUAAAUUCAUAAAAUUGUAGUUUGCAAGGAAUUCAUCACUCCUUCAAAUGAGGUUGAGAUUUUAAUUUAUAAAAUAUUAUGAUUAAUAAUUACCGUCAAAUGGUAAAGUGAUCUGAUUUGUUAGCACGUCAAGUAUAAUAUUAACAUAUGAAAGUUAUUCAUUUAUGUAUUUCUUUUUAUCAGGAGUAAAAAUAUCAGAAGAUUUAUUUCUCAGAUUUUGGACAAAAUUAAUUUUUGACUAAAUGCUUUAAUUGGGAUCUGAUAGUUCUAUGUUGCUAUAAAAUGUACAGACGCAUUAAUCAUUCAAAUAUAUUAAGAAUUAUAUGUAAAAUGUACCAAUACUUCAUAUUAAAUGUCACAUAUUGAUAUCAAUGGAAGUUUUGGGUGGGAUAUAAUUGUAAUUUGAAGUAUUAAUUGUAAAUUUGUUAAUUAUA